Molecule: messenger RNA, 1058 nt
Organism: Ilyonectria robusta
Lineage: Eukaryota; Fungi; Ascomycota; Sordariomycetes; Hypocreales; Nectriaceae
Exons: 1
Coding region: 369-1019 (216 amino acids)
Source: RefSeq, a predicted model, not a curated record
CGUUCUUUUAAUCAUGAUGCGGACUUGAGCCGCCUACGAAAUUCUGUUCUUAUAUACAAGAGAUGUAAGAGGAUGUACCGAGAUGUAAUACUAUCGUUAUCAAUACCGCUGUAAACCGCACUUACCUACCGUGUUGUCCAUCAUUAGAUUGCAAGUCACAUAGGCGGUGUCUUGAAGGUUUACUCUAGCAUCCUCGAGAAAAUCUAAAGGCAUUGCGAUGUAAGUGAGCGCUCAGGGUGCGGGAGGCCUUGGGAUAAGAUAUAUCGAUGCACGAUGCAAAGCUUGAGCCCAGCUUGCCCUUACCCACGAGUGUUUUCUUGCUGUGAUUUUUCAUUCAGGCAGAAACAACACGGAAUCAGAGCACAUACAUGCGAUUUUUCACGAUGAUUCGACUUCCUUUCAUCGCUUUCUUGAUCCCGUGCCUCCUCGGCCUGGCCCAGGUGGGGAUGGGCAAAGAACAGAACAAGCCUCUACCUAUGGAUCUCGACACGACACAACUCGAUCUCAACCAAAGCCGCACGAACGAUUUCGAGCAGGUCGUCCUCAAUCUGACAACCAUCAACAAGGACAUCCUCACCCACAAAGGAGAGAAGGCCACCCGAGCCGACAUCCGGUGCCAGUUCCAGGAACAAGGGCGGAAGGGGAAGAAGUUUUUCGCCUACAAGGUGUUCGUGGCCCCUUACGAGGCAGACCUCCCAAACUGGUGCAGGAAGCUGGAGUCGGCUCUUCGCGUGAACUGCCGAGACAAAAAGGGCCAUGUUCUGGACGAUUGGAAGAUCAAGUGGAAGCGCUGCGACCUCCAGUCGACCGACGUCCGCUCUGGACUGCAGGGGCGGACGGCGUUCUGGGAGAUUCACCACAAGAACAAGCCUCACAAGCGCUGGGGAGGCGACGUCGCCAACAAGCAGUGCUCGGAGAAUGCGAUUACGUUUGCGACGCCGGGGGUCGUGUAUGAGUGGAUGAAUGGGAAAGGGUGUGUUCAGAUGCACAGGAACGAGGGCAAGCUGAACCACGGAUGAGGGGAUUUUGGGGAUGGACGGAGUGGGGGGAGAGUUGGG